This is a messenger RNA of Xyrauchen texanus (razorback sucker), 2208 nucleotides long. RefSeq lists its product as uncharacterized. Lineage: Eukaryota; Metazoa; Chordata; Actinopteri; Cypriniformes; Catostomidae. Bases 388 to 1350 code for a protein of 320 amino acids. The record is from RefSeq and is a predicted model, not a curated record. Gene Ontology annotation, cellular component: plasma membrane. The transcript has 5 exons.
UAUAUUCAGAAUGUGAGCGCGCAUGAAUGACGGCUGCUGUAGUUGUACUGCGCGCUGCACUACGCAAGCGUUCCCUUUAUCGGAUCAGAAUCAGCACUGUGGAGCUGCGGCAUUGCGCGCGGUGACAAGCUGCUUACAGCGGAGAAACAUAGCUGCGGUGCAUUGAGAUGGUAUAGAGCCAGUAUAACUCUCUCUCUCUCUCUCUCUCUCUCUCUCUCUCUCUCUCUCUCUGAUCCUCUGGAGAAGUGAGCCGCAGCUCUCCCGGUGCUGGCUGGUGCGCAGCUAAGCGCAAGAGAGUCUCUGGAGUCACCAAGAACCAUCAGCACUGAGACCCGGAUAUGACAGACUGACAAUCUAAUUUUUAGUCAUUUAAAUCCACAAUCAUCUAUGGUUCUGAAAGAAAGCCCCCUCAUAUGGGGGGUCAUCCUGUGCUCAUUGACAUGGACCUUGGCUUGGACUUUCACUCCAGAUGAAGUGUCUUCAGUCAGUUCAAUAUUUCACAGGACCACUCCACCUGCCACUGAGACAGGGAUGAACAACUCUGAGCCCCCCACCACCAAUUACACAGUGACAGGCCUGAGCUGUGCAUCACUGCUUCCCCCUCGGCGAGGUUCUUUCUAUGUAGAGAAGGGCACUGGAAUGUCUGUGGGCUCAGUGUUGGUGUUCUGGUGCCUCGAGGGAUACCAGCUGGUGGGCAGUGAGAAAAUCUCCUGCAUCCUGCAUAGAGACACCCCUCAGUGGAGCAACUACCCACCUGACUGUGAAGCCAUUCCCAAACCAGAGGACAGAGGACUGAGAGUGGCUGUUCUUGCAUCGGUAGUGAGCAGCAUCGUCAUCCUCGCCAUGUCUGUGUCCUUCAUCAUCUGCUGUCUGCAGGAGCGCAUGAGCAAAGAGAGGAUAGAACGGACAGACAGUAGGAGCAGGUCGAGAGACAAGCAUAAAUCGUCCUGGAGAAGCGAGUGCUGGCUUGAAAGAGAGGAAGGAGACUGGGAGGCUUUUCCUCCACCAAAAAUGUACAAUCUAUCGCAGCACCUUGACCCACAUCUGUCCCUUGACAGCCCGGUCUAUAUGGGAGGGUUAGAUGGUUAUGAUAACUGUGGCUAUCAGAGGAGUCAGGAAAAUCUCCUUAAGGCGCCUCUUCCUGGACUCUAUCGUACAGAGAGUCAGGUGUAUCCACAUGUGGUCCUGCAGAGGGUUCCCACACCCACGGUUCCCACUGCACCAACUGCGCCCAGCGCGCCCAUCUACCUCCGACUCUCCACUCCUCCACCCACAGAAAGCCACACCGAACGGCCCGUUCUACCCCCGUACCACAAACCCAGUGGCACCCCACAGCGUCCGUGGCCAUAGCAGCACAGUUAUGUGUAUACAGAACUUUUACAACUGUUGCCACGGAGACGGCUUAUGGCCGGCUCCUGAGAAAAAGCCCAGGCAUGACGGAGAGAAGAUGGACUCAAGCUUUGUCUGAUUUCAGUAACCGAGAUUCAGUUCAGGCAGUAUUUUGCUCUGAUCUUCUACUCUGUGUAGUAACAUUUAAUAUAUUUUGUGUGUAAGAACAUUUCUAAACAUUUCAAACACACUUUUGCUAACCAGUCCCUUAGGUCAAGUGGGUCAAGUCGAGUUUUCAUUGAGAGGAAGAUUCAGCAAUUAUAUUUGGUACUGUAUUUACUGAUACAGUAAACAUUGGUUAUUAAUGUUUUGAGGUAGUAACUUUUAAAAUUUGUGUCUAUUGUGGCAGACGUUUGAACUGUUUGCACUUAUCAGAGUAAUCACCUCCUCUUUAUUGUUCUGUCUUUCAAACAUUUGGAAUAUAUAUGUCAUAUCACACUAUAAUGUAAUUUUUAAAAUUUUUAAAAAAUGGAAAUAUACUGUAGGACAGUUGCACAGAUGUCCAAAUAUGGAAUGACCUUGGGAUCUUAUCAAUCUGCAGUAUUAUACUUAAAAAGAUUGAAUCUGUUUCAUGUCUUUUUUCUGUCCAGAACAUCAAUAAUCAUGCAAAUAUUUGAAUAGAGAUUUUUCAUAUGGCAGUCUUAUGAAGUGCUACCUUUAAACACUGAACAGUUCUGAACAGUGGGUCUGUGAUGUUUAGUUCUGUAAAAUAAAUGACUAAUUAAUGAUAGGGUGUAAUUAACUCUCCCAUUGCGAUCAUCUUUUUAAAUACCACAUAGUUUUAAGUACGGGAGCCAAACUUUGGGACUUUAUCAAUAC